AUGCUGACAACACCGGUGGCAGCUACAGCACCAGCAUCAGCACCAGCGAUGCCUACUCUGGUGGCAGGGAGAAAAGAGAGACAGGCUCCAGCACAUAGCCGAGGCAGAGCCAAGGGCACCCAAGAUGAGACUGGCCCUUCAGAGCCCAUUCUAAGCGAUGAUGAGGCUGAGACUAGCGAGGCCGAGGAGGUAGCGAGUCAGCAUGCUGAGUCAUCCGAGAGUGGUGACGACGACACUGGCUCAGGUUCUGAGAGUAUGAGUGCUAAAGCUAAGGAGGGCUCUGAGGCGGAGAGCGGAGAUGGCUCCAGUUCAGACUCUAAUCCUGAUUUAGACAGUGGCGUCGAUGGAGACAAUACCGCAGAGUCCUCUCCUUUGAAGAAGAGACGAAGAGGACUUCUCGAGCCUAAGACAACCAGUGCUGAUUUUCUAUAG
Messenger RNA from Camellia sinensis, 432 nucleotides. The record is from RefSeq and is a predicted model, not a curated record. Lineage: Eukaryota; Viridiplantae; Streptophyta; Magnoliopsida; Ericales; Theaceae.